AUGGAAAAAGGCGCGAUUUUGCCCAGCGCGCUGGGCCGACGAGAUGCGAAGGAUAACCCGACCAGGCCCGACCCGCAGCCCAAAACCCAAACCAAGCCCCAAAAGCCGCCAUGGCCCGCCUCUGCGGUCUCCUCCCCCUCACCCCGCCCCCCAAACCCUGAACCUCCCUCCCCCCCCCUCCUUCACCUCCGCCCUCUCCCUCCGCCUCCCUCCGCCCUCGCCGUCUCCUUCCUCCUCCUCCGUCGCCGCCCCCAGCCCGGCCUGAGCAGCAACGCCGCCAACGUACUCUACUUCAAGUCGGGUUACAACGUGCAGGUCAUCGUCGACGAGGACGAGCCCGAGGAGGUCCUCCUUCGGAGGUUCCGGCGAGAGGUCGCCAAGGCUGGAGUCAUCCAGGAGUGCCGCCGCCGCCGGUUCUUCGAGAACACUCAGGAGGAGAAGAAGCGGAAGAAGAAGGAAGCAGCUCGCCGAAAUCGGAGGAGGCGGUAUGUGCCGAGAUUCAAUACUUCAUCUGCUCAAGCUGAUGCUGAUGCUGCUAAAAAGUCCAAGGAGGAGGAUGACGAUAACUGGGAUCUUCCGGAGGGUGAUCUUCCUUUCUAAAGUUUUAUGAGGACUGAUGACCAAUUUUUUUCAGAAGCUGAGUUUUUUUAUAGAAAAUUGCACUGUCCUUGUACGUUGUGUGAUUUCUGUCGCAGAGUUUGCAUUAACUUGUUGAUGUCAUGUUUUUGGGUUCAUAAAAAAUUUCUUAUGAGGUUCAACGAGCAGAGGCAUUGUACUGUAUCGUUCAUUUUGUAUGAUUAUACACUAUAGAUUUUUAAUGCUUAGGAAUAGAGCCUUGUGUGAUUUUGAUUA
Messenger RNA from Asparagus officinalis (garden asparagus), 852 nucleotides. Its product is annotated as WAS protein family homolog 1-like. Gene Ontology annotation, molecular function: structural constituent of ribosome. The record is from RefSeq and is a predicted model, not a curated record. Gene Ontology annotation, cellular component: ribosome. Lineage: Eukaryota; Viridiplantae; Streptophyta; Magnoliopsida; Asparagales; Asparagaceae. Bases 1 to 600 code for a protein of 199 amino acids. The transcript has 3 exons. Gene Ontology annotation, biological process: translation.